GUUUUUCAAAUCUUUAAAAUGAGCAACAAUAUGUUUAAUGUCCUCAACAUUUUUGAUGAUGAGGAUUCAAAAACUCAAUAAGCAUAAUAGAAAGCAUAAUAACAAUAAGCUAAAAAAAGUAAGCAUAUAAAUAAAUUAUGUAUUAGAUAAGUAAAAGCGUGAAUAAGAAUAAGUGAUUCCAGUUGAUUAAGUAAAGAAAGAAAGCACAUAACACCAUAAUCCAGCCCCAAAAUAAAAGGGACUUACAGCAGAACCUCAUCCUAAAGAUAGACAUUCUGGAACAGGAAUUGGAAAAGAACUUCGUAAAGAAGGUGGAGGAAGAAGAAAUUGGGGAAAUUAUAAAGAUGAUUUAAAAUAGGAUAAGUAUGAAGGUGCAACAGAAACUAAAGAAGCAUAAUAAGAAUUAACGACAGAAUAAUAGACUGAAGAUUAAUAGCCAUAAGAAAAUGUACCUUAACCACCAGCUGAAAAAACUUUAGCUGAUUAUUAUUAAGCACGAGGAGUGGUAUAUUAUUAUUUCUAAUAUUUUAUAUAGAAUGUUGAUGAAGUCUUAAAAAAUUAAGAAUAGAAAGUAUAGCCAGUAGUGAAGAUUGAUGAAGAAGNUUUUGUUUCCUUGAAUUCACGAGAGAAGAAUAAUUUAGAUGUCAAUUUUUAAUCAAUUUAUGUUAUGGAGGGCAUGGCUAAUUAGGGGUCAUCAAAAAUCUCCAUUUUAUCCAAAUCACCAAUGAUUGAAAUUUUCAUUGGUUCUAUUUUCUAACCUUUAUAAGGAUGGAAGAUAAUGGGUGCCUUUAUUUAGGGCUUUAUUUCAUUUGCAUUCAAAGUCACAUUAAUACGAUCCUAACAGCAUCCCAUUCUCUUUAUAUUAACUUAGAGAAAUUGA
This is a messenger RNA of Paramecium sonneborni, 880 nucleotides long. NCBI's taxonomy places the organism in Eukaryota, Ciliophora, Oligohymenophorea, Peniculida, Parameciidae. The record is from the annotation of a GenBank genome assembly.